Molecule: messenger RNA, 1314 nt
Organism: Mytilinidion resinicola
Lineage: Eukaryota; Fungi; Ascomycota; Dothideomycetes; Mytilinidiales; Mytilinidiaceae
Product: YIF1-domain-containing protein
Exons: 2
Coding region: 29-1066 (345 amino acids)
Biological process (GO): endoplasmic reticulum to Golgi vesicle-mediated transport
Cellular component (GO): COPII-coated ER to Golgi transport vesicle; endoplasmic reticulum-Golgi intermediate compartment; Golgi membrane
Source: RefSeq, a predicted model, not a curated record
UUGAACGUCAACCUCCAACACACCCACAAUGCAACGACCAGCGUACUCCAACCCCGCACCUGCGCACUCACCCCCACUACACCACCCUGUCCCGCAACACGUCUCCACGGUCCCCCAACUCCGCUCACCACCGCCGCCCUCGACCUCGUCGCAAGGAUAUGGCUACCCCCAACAAGGCCAGCAGCAGCCCGGUGGCCAACAACAGCCCGGCUACAUGCACCAAAACUUUGGUGCGGGCUUCAUCAAUGACCCGACGGCGCAAAUGGGCUUCCAGGUUGGGAAAUCAGCCGUCAUGGCGGGCCAGGAGUAUAUGGAACAGAACUUCAACCGCUACGUCAACGUGUCCGCGUUGAAACACUACUUCAACGUUAGCAACAGCUACGUAGCGAGCAAAUUGUACAUUGUGCUGUUCCCGUGGUGGCACCGGCCGUGGAGCAGGCAGCAGAGACUGGCGAAUAAUGGGCAGGAUGGGUUUUAUCUGGCCCCAAGGGAGGAUAUUAAUUCCCCGGAUAUGUAUAUCCCGAUAAUGGCCUUCGUAACCUACAUCGUUCUCUCAACUCUCCUCGCCGGUGUUCGCGGCGCCUUCCAUCCCGAACUCCUCGGCAUAACCGCGACCACCGCCUUCGCUGUCGUCAUCUUCGAGAUCCUCGGUCUAAAAUUAGGCACCUACCUCCUCUCCAUCUCAUCCGAGUCCCAGCUCCUCGACCUCGUCGCCUACUCUGGCUAUAAAUUUGUCGGAAUCAUCGUCACGCUGCUGCUCUCUGAGAUCCUCAACCGCACCGCGUUUGGCACUGGCGGAGGAGGAACUGGAGGAUGGGUCGGGUGGACGGUGUUCUUGUACGUCUUUUUGGCGAAUGCGUUCUUUUUGCUGCGGAGUUUGCGGUACGUCCUUCUGCCGGAUACGGCGCAAGGAGGAGGUGCGGGGAGCGCGGCAAGCUAUACAGUUGCGCGGAGUCAAAGGAACAGGAGGACGCAGUUUUUGUUUGUGUAUAGCUAUGUGGUGCAGUUGGUGUUCAUGUGGUUAUUGAGUCGUCAGAGCGCGGAUCCAAAGGUGGCGAAGGCUUGACGGGGGAAUAAGGGAUGAGAAACGACGACAACGAACAAGCGGGAGCACUGCUCCUGGAGAUGGGGCUAUUGGACCUUGAGACGAAAGUGAAGGAUUGGAUGAUCUUUAGUGUCAGCGGUUUAGGACUACUCAAAGGCUGUUAGGCACUAAAUGAGUGCAUGUCUUUUGGGGAGAAGCAGCCUGGGAUGAGCCAGCAAGUUCACACUGUAUAAAAAUUAUGAAACAGAUUCUAGACAUUUGAAAUAGCU